AGAAAGCGGCUCCUGUUGUGUUUACAUCGCUCUUAAUUCGUAGUCUUCGUAAAGUCGUUCCUGGUUUUAAUUCCGCGACUGUAAUUUCAGUGAAAGCACAGAACCAAGUAAUGAAUCCCCCCCAAAACAACCCUAGCUAUUCACACAUUUUCACAACAUUUCACUGCCACGGAGUGGAACUAAUUUUUCGAUCGAGUAUAGAUACGUGUAUCGAUAUGUGAUUGAAUAAUAACCACAAUCACAUCACAGUGUACUGUUUGUAGUUGAAUUAUGUGUUGGCUCACCGUAACAGUUCACACUCUGUGUUUACGGGGCUCUGCACGUCAAUUGUGGAGGGAAACGCUGUGGAGAAGUGAUGUGUGAUCCAAGUUACAGUCAGACUACAGUGAUUUAAACUCGCAGCACUCUUGUGUUCAUUAGUUGUUAAAAUUAAUUAAAACACGGCGUUAUUAACGUAAGUGUAGCAUAUAUCUGUGUGUGUGUGUGUGUGUGGCUAACGGCUGCUCACAGCGACACAUUAGCACGCGAAUUAUAAACCGACGAGUUAAUGUUGUUGAGCUGAAUGAAAACGUGAGAAACAGAGGGACGUUUGCAAAACAUCGUUUUCAAAGCACCGAGUCGCGGUGCUGUGUUUUGGAAAGAGAAUUGUUGUUGUUGUUGUUGUUUGCUAGUUGCUGUUAGCAUGCAGGCUAACAGCGCCAGACUGCAGAGGCUCAUUGUUUGAGGAGGAAGCUACGGCUAACGCUGGCGAGCUAGCAUGCAUUAAGUGUUUCAGUUUGUAAAGCCACGGGAGCUUUCGAGCUACGUUUGACCAGUGCACCGAUUCACUGGUGUUUUUCUUUAUUAUUAUUAUUGCUUGUAACCUAUGGGUUUGAACUGUAUGUAGUGUUUGUCUGCUAUGCUAAUUAAACCACUGUAGUUAGCAUGGAGCAGAAGGAGCUAACCUAAGUUGCACCUGUUAUUACAGUAACAGAAGAUAAACGAUUCGUGUGUAUCUGCAAAUGGUACAUCUUUUGAUACUCUUCAGUUGAGAGGAACACUUAAAGCACUUUAAGUGAGUGCAGUAUCUACUCAUUUUAUACGUUUUACAUAUGUAAAAGUAUAUGUUUAUGAAUACCUGGAUUUUCCAAUUAUGUGCAAUAUCUAGCUGUUUUUCUUUAAUUCUUUACCGACUGGGGCACUUUUGAGGAUUAUAUAUAGUAUCCAGUACUUUAUUAUAUUUGAAUUGGCCAUAGCAUUUAAGGCAGUGGUUAUCAAACUUUUUAUACCAAGUAGUAAAAAUAUUGAGGAAAGUGGUGUAAAUAUGCCGAGCAAAGUCAGCUAUGGACAAUUUAUUGCUACAUUUUUGUUAUUCAUUUCAUUUUCUACGCAGUCGGCUCCACUACGAUCACACGCUCCGGUAUAUACAGUAGAACAGGAUCCUCCAAGCACCACCAGAGGAAGCUUGCGUACCACUGGCGGCACAUGUACCACAGUUUGAGAACCAUGGCUUUAAGAUACUUUUUGGCGUGUACAAUGUCUAAUACCACUUAACUUGAGGUCUUAUUAAACCUAAUAUCUCAUGUGGAGGAUAAAGCGGUAGAAGAUGGAUGGGUAUGUAAUCUUGGGGAGCAUCUGUCCCAGCGGUGGCUGUUGGCACAAUGGGGCUGGACUUUGACGUGAAAACAUUCUGUCACAACCUGCGGGCCACCAAACCCCCGUAUGAGUGCCCGGUGGAAACUUGUCGUAAGGUUUACAAGAGCUACAGUGGCAUUGAGUAUCACCUUUAUCACUAUGACCAUGACAACCCAACCCCUGCACAGACUGUACCACAGAAGAAGAGGAAGGGACGGCCUCCCCGUGCAUCUCUGGCAGGGUCAGGAGAUACUGAUGAUGGAGGCAACGGAGGCGGAGGAGGGCUGGGGCAUGGGGGGAACACCCCGGGUAGCCCCAACCAUUCGGAUCGCUCUAACUCCCCUGGCAGAGAGACAAUGACCUAUGCCCAGGCACAGCGCAUGGUCGAACUGGACUUUCAAGGACGUAUUCACCGCAUAAGCAUUUUUGAAAACAUUGACGUGGUAUCAGAGGAGGACAGUGAUGCAGAGAGUGCUCCACCAUCUGGUACUGGUGGAAAUGGGGGAGGAGUUUGUAACGGUAGUGACGGGGGAAACGGAGGUAGCGAGGUAGGAGGGAGUGGCAAGGACCGGUCAGAUAUCCUGUCUUCUAACGGGGGCAAAGCCACCCCAAAGUCUGGGAAACAUAAGAGUAAAGAAAAGAAGAGGGAUGGCUCAUCCCAUCAUCACAGUGCUCAGUCUGGGCCUGCAGUCAAGCUGCCCGAAGCAGUGUUCAGAGAGCUGGAUCAAGACAGACCUGAUGCCCCUCCCCGGCCGUCAUCUUACUACAGGUACAUUGAUAAGUCUGUGGAGGAGCUGGAUGAGGAGGUGGAGUAUGACAUGGAUGAGGAAGACUGCAUCUGGCUUGAAAUCAUGAACGACAAGCGGCGGUGUGACGGCGUAACACCCAUCCCUCAGGAGGUUUUUGAGUACCUCAUGGAUCGCUUAGAGAAGGAGUCCUACUUUGAGAGCCACAACAAGGCCGACCCCAGCACCUUAAUCGAUGAAGACGCCGUCUGCUGCAUCUGCAAUGACGGGGAGUGUCAGAACAGCAACGUGAUCCUGUUCUGCGACAUGUGUAACCUAGCGGUCCACCAGGAGUGCUACGGCGUGCCCUACAUCCCAGAGGGCCAGUGGCUGUGUCGCCGCUGCCUGCAGUCUCCGAGUCGAGCCGUGGACUGCGCGCUGUGUCCCAACAAGGGAGGAGCUUUCAAGCAGACGGACGAUGCGCGAUGGGCACAUGUAGUGUGUGCGCUGUGGAUCCCAGAGGUCUGUUUUGCCAACACGGUCUUUCUGGAACCGAUUGACAGCAUCGAGCACAUCCCGCCUGCGCGCUGGAAACUCACCUGCUACAUCUGCAAGCAGCGAGGUUCAGGCGCCUGCAUCCAGUGCCAUAAAGCCAACUGUUACACAGCUUUCCACGUCACCUGUGCCCAGCAGGCGGGGCUCUACAUGAAAAUGGAGCCCGUCAGGGAGACGGGGGCCAAUGGCACCUCUUUCAGUGUCCGCAAGACGGCCUACUGUGACAUCCACACACCACCGGGCUCAGCCCGACCUCUGGCAGGAGUAGGCGGGGCUAGCAUGGGCUCCUCUCACAGCGACGGAGAGCUGGAGGAGGACGACGAGCCCAGCAUCUGUCACGAUGAAGACUCCAAGGGCUGGAGCUCGGAGCGAGCCAAGAGGGCAAAGGCAAAGUCGAGGCUUAAGAUGAAGAGAGCGAGGAAGAUCUUAGCUGAGAGGAGAGCUGCCGCUCCAGUGGUGUCUGUGCCCUGCAUACCUCCCCACAGACUCAGCAAAAUCACCAGUAAUUUAACGGUACCCAGGAAGAGCCAGUUCAUGCAACGACUUCACAGCUAUUGGACCCUGAAGAGGCAAAGUCGCAACGGUGUACCUCUGCUGCGCCGACUCCAAACCCACCUGCAGUCACAGCGGCACAUUGACCCCGUCCCACCACAACCUCCAUCGCAGCUUCCCAUAGUGUUGCAGAGAGACAGUGAGGAGAAACAGGCGGCCUUGAAGGAGCAGCUCAAGGCCUGGCAGAGACUGAGGCACGACCUUGAGAGAGCCAGACUAUUGGUGGAGCUCAUCCGCAAGAGGGAAAAACUCAAGAGGGAGACGAUUAAAGUGCAGCAGAUGGCUCUGGAGAUGCAGCUCACUCCGCUCCUGGUGCUUUUGAGGAGUACGCUGGAACAGUUACAAGAAAGAGACACUAACAACUUUUUCACUGAGCCUGUACCACUAGCAGAGGUGCCAGACUACCUGGACCACAUUGACACUCCUAUGGACUUCCAGACCAUGUGGAACCUGCUGGAGUCCCAUCGCUACCUCACCUUCGAGGCCUUUGAGGCAGACUUUGGCCUCAUUGUCAACAACUGCCUCAAGUACAACGCCAAGGACACUGUCUUUUAUCGAGCUGCCCUGCGGCUCAGAGAGAUGGGCGGGUCCGUCAUAAGAACAGCCAGGCGACAAGCUGAACGAAUAGGCUUCGACUACGAGACCGGCAUGCACCUCCACCGAGAGCCGAGUCCAGACACUCAGCGUGACCAAGACAGAGACCGAGACCGAGAGAGGGAGCGCGAGCGGGAAAGGGAGCGAGAGAGGGAGAGAGAGCAAGAAAGGGAAAGAGACAGGGAACGAGACAGAGAAAGAGAACGAGAACGACCUUUGUCUUCUAAUGAAGAAGACCUGCUCCUGCCAGAAAACCGCCGACGGCUGCCGCUGGAGGAGCAGCUGCAUUUCUUGCAGGUGCGUCUCGAUGAGGUCAACGCGGGGAAGCACAGCAUCGGUCAGUCCCGGAGAGCCAAAGCUCUGCGCAAAGAGAUCAGUGUCAUCAAGAGAAAGCUCGCGCACCAACGGGAGGGAGGUUCCGGCAUGGUGGGCCGGGAGUCUGUGGGAGGUGGAGACCGGGGGUCAUCUCUCCCCCAUCACCCCUCGUCUUCGGGGCACCAUGACGAGGGGGGAGAAAGCAGCAGCCAGGAGAUUAGUGGAAAAGAUCUGAGCGUCUCCUCGUCCGCCCUGGCUCCAGAGGUGGGCCGUCGCACAUCGGUCCUCUUCUCAAAGAAGAACCAAAAAAUGGCAGGACCCCCCAAAAGACCGGGGCGCCCUCCCAAGAACCGGGACGCCGGCUACGGUGGGCCAGGCGUGAGCCAAAGCCCCAUUGGCCCCCCACAGCUGCCCCUGCAGUCUCACAGUAGGCAGCGGAAGAGGCCUCGCAGCCCGCGCAGCACCUCCAGCUCCGACAGUGACAGUGACAACGAUGACCUGCUGCCAGGUCUGCCAACAAACGGAUUUGACGGUGGAAACCAGCCGGUGACAGAGAGCUUCCUCGUUUACAGAAACGAGCCUCGUCUUCCUCGUUCCAGCUCUGACUCUGAGUCCACAACCAGCAGCAGCAGCAGUGCGGCAUCCGACAGGACCAGUACGACUCCCUCCAAACAAGGCAGAGGGAAGGCGUCGUUCUCUCGCUCUGCUUUCCAGGAAGACAGCAGCGAAGAAACAUCAGGCACAGAAAAUGAUUCCUACUCCGUUGGAGGAUCGCGAAGCGUUUCACACAUGCGUGGCCGGUCCAGGUCAGGAUGCUGGAUGACCUCUGAUGACUACACCUCUCUGGAGGCUCUGGACCUGGUGUGGGCCAAGUGCAGAGGUUAUCCUUCAUAUCCUGCUCUGAUAAUUGAUCCGAAGAUGCCCAGAGAGGGCGUGUUCCACCGGGGCGUUCCAAUCCCUGUCCCUCCUCUGGACGUGCUGAAGCUUGGGGAGCAAAUGACGCAGGAGGCCCGAGAACACCUCUUCCUGGUUCUCUUCUUUGACAACAAGAGAACAUGGCAGUGGUUGCCGCGCUCUAAGCUGGUGCCGCUCGGAGUGGACCAGGAGCUGGAUAAGGAGAAAAUGCUGGAAGGCAGGAAAUCCAACAUCCGCAAGUCGGUGCAGGUGGCGUAUCACCGCGCCAUGCAGCACCGCAGCAAGGUGCAGGGAGAUCCCAGCAGUGAAACCAGUGACAGUGACUGAACACACACACACACACCCACAAAGACACACACACACACAUACGUAUGUGUUGGUCCUCACAGGCGCUGUGCGGCGGUGGGUCCAGAAGUCAGACUUUGGGACCCCGCCUGUACGUUUUCUCUACACAGAGCCCAGUCGUGAACAGUCAACAGUGCCAGCAGCACCGAGUGGAGAAAAGACGUCCACUCCUUCAGCCCCAAGACUCGCACACUCCUCCUGCACACUAAGCCCUAUUUAAUCAGACGUGUAAAAUAUUGUAAGUAAGAGAAUUGAAGAGAGAGAAAAAAAGAAUAAUGAUAUUUGAUUGAUGGAAAAAGUAUGCUAUGUUCAGAAUCAUGAAUCAGAAUAUUCCUUUAUAUGUGGUCAAUAUGUAUGUUUGAUAAGUUUACAGAUCUAAAAAAAAAAAAAAAACACACACACACACACAAGGACAUAGUAUUACGCUAAGCUGUGCACACAACGCGGCCUCUCACAGAAUUUAUUACCGUAGACUGUAGAUACAGAAAUGGACGUAGUCUUCCAGUCACAACACAGAAGUCCCGCUUUUGAACCCUCCAGGUUCACAAUUUGAUCCAUCUUGGAGGAUCGUGGCGGGCGCUGGUGCCAAUCCCAGCCGACGUAGGGUGCGAGGCGGGGGACACCCUGGACAGGUCGCCAGUCCAUCACAGGGACACACAGAGACAAAGAGCCAGUCACUCUCACACCUACGGUCAAUUUAGAGUGUCCAGUUUGCCUAAUUCCUCGUAGGAAUUUCAGAGGUCAUCUGCAACCGGGGCACAUGUUGGACAAUAUUAGCUGGCAAUCACACUGGUGUCCACUCACAUGUGCCGAACUUUAGCGUCUAGUUUGUUGACAUCAUGUUCUAUUGAAGGAGCGCUGAGACGUAGAAGUUUUAAAUUUCUUUGUAUGCUCGCCUUCAAACGGAGUUCUUGUUUUCAAUCAAGAGAGUCGCCCCCUUGUGGAUAACUUCCGUCAUAUUCUCUGGGCUUUUCAAAACUGGAAGACUAUGUCCUCGUUUAUGUGCAGUCUGUGUCACCUACACAUAAAGCAUUCCCAUGUGAGAGCAGGGAAAUGCAGAAAAAGUAAACACAACAGGCCUGGUGCUGGUGUCGUUAUUUAGCGGAGCACAAAAAAAAAGAGACUAUUGAGGCCCAAACUGAGGGCAAACCAACGUUAAUGUUAUUUAUUCUGCUUCCUCCUCCUUUUUUUUAUUUUUAUUUUUUCCUCAAACAAGGUCCACACGUUUGUUUCACCACAGCCGACUUCUAAUCACUCCGACCACACGAGGCGCUGUCACGUGGCUGCCACAUGUGUCCUCUGUUUUUACAGUUUUCCUAAUAAUGUAGGUCUGUGUCGCACAGGCCUCCGGUCAGAGAAUAAUAAUGAGGACUAAAAAAAAACUGAAACACUUGAUGGCCUCACUGUCUGUCUUAGUCUCAGGCUGGUGGCUGUAGAACUUUUAUAUAAACAGAUUACAUGAAGAUAGAAGUUUAAUAAAAAGAAUUGAGUUUUUUGUAAAAAA
Solea senegalensis (Senegalese sole) is the source of this 7119-nucleotide messenger RNA. RefSeq names its product bromodomain and PHD finger containing, 1 (gene brpf1). Bases 1641 to 5597 code for a protein of 1318 amino acids. Gene Ontology annotation, biological process: regulation of transcription by RNA polymerase II. NCBI's taxonomy places the organism in Eukaryota, Metazoa, Chordata, Actinopteri, Pleuronectiformes, Soleidae. Gene Ontology annotation, molecular function: protein binding. The transcript is spliced from 16 exons. Gene Ontology annotation, cellular component: MOZ/MORF histone acetyltransferase complex. The record is from RefSeq and is a predicted model, not a curated record.